AUGUUGUCAAAUUGCUUGCAAAAUUUCUUAAAACUUACAAGCCCUCAUCUAUAUUCAAGAUUAUGCCAGCAAUUAAUAGGAAAUAAAAGGAGGUUUUUUGGAACUGUGCCAACAUCCAGAAUUCGUAGGCGGGUUGUCAUUACAGGCAUUGGUUUAGUGACUCCUCUUGGUGUUGGAACGCAGCUGGUAUGGGAUCGUCUUAUCCGGGGAGAGAGUGGAAUUGUUUCACUGGUCGGUGAAGAAUAUAAGAGUAUCCCUUGCAGUGUUGCUGCUUUAGUGCCAAGAGGUUGUGCUGACGGUCAGUUCAACGAACAAAACUUUGUAUCCAGGUCAGAUAUCAAGUCCAUGUCUUCUCCCACCAUUAUGGCCAUUGGGGCUGCAGAGUUAGCCAUGAAAGAUUCUGACUGGCGUCCUCAAUCAGAAGCCGAUCGAGUGGCUACUGGCGUUGCAAUUGGCAUGGGAAUGGUUCCUCUUGAAGUUGUUUCUGAAACUGCUUUGAUGUUUCAGACAAAAGGUUACAGUAAAGUCAGCCCAUUCUUUGUCCCGAAGAUUCUGGUCAAUAUGGCAGCAGGGCAGGUCAGCAUUCGAUAUAAACUCAAGGGCCCCAAUCAUGCAGUGUCUACAGCCUGUACCACAGGAGCUCAUGCCGUGGGAGACUCUUUUAGGUUUAUAGCCCAUGGUGAUGCUGAUGUGAUGGUGGCUGGAGGUGCAGAUUCUUGCAUUAGCCCUUUAUCUCUUGCUGGGUUUUCCAGAGCCCGUGCUCUGAGCACAAACUCUGAUCCUAAGCUGGCCUGUCGGCCGUUUCACCCCAAGAGAGAUGGUUUUGUAAUGGGAGAAGGUGCAGCUGUGAUGGUACUGGAGGAACACGAUCAUGCUGUUCAACGAGGGGCCCGGAUCUAUGCAGAAGUUUUGGGCUAUGGCCUCUCAGGUGAUGCUGGUCACAUAACUGCACCUGAUCCCGAAGGAGAAGGCGCCUUAAGAUGUAUGGCUGCAGCUGUAAAAGAUGCAAGUGUACAACCUGAAGAGAUAUCCUAUGUCAAUGCACAUGCUACUUCCACACCAUUGGGAGAUGCUGCUGAAAACAAAGCUAUCAAACAUCUUUUCAAAGACCAUACCCGUGCCCUUGCGGUUUCUUCAACUAAGGGAGCCACGGGACAUCUGUUGGGAGCUGCAGGGGCAGUUGAGGCAGCUUUUACUGCUCUGGCUUGUUAUCAUCAAAAACUACCACCUACUUUAAACCUGGAUUGUACAGAACCAGAGUUUGAUCUCAAUUAUGUUCCACUAAAGGCACAAGAAUGGAAAAUUGAGAAAAGACGUAUUGGACUCACCAAUUCCUUUGGUUUUGGUGGUACUAACGCAACACUUUGUAUUGCUGCCAUGUAG
Molecule: messenger RNA, 1383 nt
Organism: Puma concolor (puma)
Lineage: Eukaryota; Metazoa; Chordata; Mammalia; Carnivora; Felidae
Gene: OXSM
Product: 3-oxoacyl-ACP synthase, mitochondrial
Biological process (GO): fatty acid biosynthetic process
Cellular component (GO): mitochondrion
Molecular function (GO): 3-oxoacyl-[acyl-carrier-protein] synthase activity
Source: RefSeq, a predicted model, not a curated record